AUGAGAGCGUGGAAGAGAAAUCUCAUCGAAAAUCCGCCGGCGGCCGGAUCUCGGAUCCUGGAGGCCGUCCUACCGCACCUGGACGAAUGGGUGGGCCGCCCGUUUGGCGGUCUGUCCUACAGGACGACACAGGUGCUCACCGGGCAUGGUUGCUUCGGUGAGUACCUGUGCAGGAUUAAGAAGGAACCAACGACACGGUGCCAUCACUGUGGUGCCGCCCGGGAUUCCGCGCAGCACACGCUGGUAGACUGCCCAGCGUGGGAAGAGCUGCGCGGAGUCCUGAGGGCGGAAAUAGGUAAUGACAUCUCCCUGCCGCCCAUCAUUAGCCAAAUGGUCGGCAGGGAGAGUGCCUGGAAAGCGGUCUCCUCCUUCUGCGAACAAGUAAUGCUGCAGAAGGAGGAGGCCGAGAAGGUGAGAGAGAGGCGGCCGGGGGGACAAAUGCCCCCCGGCAACGCAAACAGUGGCAGGGACGGCAGGGACGAGGACCAUGACCCAACUUGGCUCCCGCCCCGGCCGCCCAGACGAAGAAGAACUGCCCCCCGUCCUCCGGGCUCUAGGUACUCACCAAAACAACCGUGUCCGGUGAGCAUCUGCGUCAUUCGGUAA
Messenger RNA from Solenopsis invicta (red fire ant), 606 nucleotides. RefSeq lists its product as uncharacterized. Bases 1 to 606 code for a protein of 201 amino acids. Lineage: Eukaryota; Metazoa; Arthropoda; Insecta; Hymenoptera; Formicidae. The transcript is spliced from 2 exons. The record is from RefSeq and is a predicted model, not a curated record.